CUCUGGCUUCAGACAGAGAGCGAGGUUAGAGCCCUCACAUCACUGACAGGAUUUUUUAAAGAUCGCUUUGACAGAGCACCAUUUGCCAACGGGUGCAUCUGCUGCAAUCAUGAUUAAGAAAAUGUCACCGCCCGAAAACGAGUUCGACAUCCCGGCCAAGAAUUGCCAUCGGAUGGUGAUUCUGGGCUCCACAAAAGUUGGGAAGACAGCCAUAAUUUCUCGGUUUCUCAACGAGAGGUUUGAUGACCAGUACACGCCUACUAUCGAGGACUUUCACAGGAAAUUCUACAGUAUCAAGGGAGACGUUUACCAGCUGGACAUUCUGGACACAUCUGGGAACCAUCCCUUCCCAGCAAUGAGGAGGCUUUCAAUUCUUACUGGUGAUGUGUUCAUCUUGGUUUUCAGUCUCGAUAACCGAGACUCCUUCCAAGAGGUGCAGCGCCUGAAGCGCCAGAUAUACGAGACCAAGUCCUGCCUGCGAAACAAAACCAAGGAGAACGUGGACGUCCCGCUGGUCAUCUGCGGCAACAAGUGUGACAGGGACUUUUACCGUGAGGUGCAAGAGGAUGAGAUUGAGCAGCUGGUUGGCGGGGACGAACAUUGCGCAUACUUUGAAAUCUCAGCAAAGAAAAACACCAACGUAGACCAAAUGUUUCAGACUCUCUUCACCAUGGCCAAGCUGCCAAACGAAAUGAGCCCCGACCGACACUGCAAAGUUUCCCUCCAGUACUGCGAGGUUCUCCACAGGAAGUCGUUCAGAAACAAGAAGUGCAAGGACGGGAAUGCAUAUGGAAUAGUGGCGCCGUUUGCACGAAGACCAAGCGUGCACAGUGACUUGAUGUACAUAAAGGAGAAAGCUGUAGGCGGCAGCCAGGCCAAAGAGAAAGGCUGCAUCAUAUGCUGACAGUUCAUUUGCCAGUUUGUGAAAGACUUUUCUGUGAGGGUUAGGAGCCGUGGUGGAUAGCCAGUUUACUGACAAGGAAUAUGUAAGCCCAUAAACUGACACAGUGGUGCAGCCUAGGCUGAGACUUGUGAACUAGCUCGGCUCAUAAAUCUCUGUGUAGUGCAGUAGAAGCUCUGAAAAUGCUGUAAAUCUGUCUCUAUUUUAGCUUUCUAAGAGCAGCAUUUGAGGAAAAAAGAAACAUGUUUACACUUCACUGUGCUUUUUCAACCAUGGUGAAACUUGAUUGUUGCAUUAUGAUCAAAUUUAAUGCUAAAUGUGUAUUUAUUGUCUACCCUGACUUUUGCAUAUGAAAGAAAAUAAAACUUGUUACUUUUAUAGUCUGCCUCCCCCUUCUUUUUCAUUUCAAGCAAAUCUCAAAGAAGUUGCAUUAAACACAACACGGCUUCACACUCUUCCCGGAUUUCGGCUUCCCUUAACUGGAAAAAUGUUCUCCAUCUAUUAAAAUGCGGAACUUGUUACAUCAUCCUGUCACGUCACAAACAUGCAGAUUAAAACUGCAAGAAGCCCUUAAGAAGCUCACCAUGGUUCAUAGUCUGUUUUUAUCUAUUCCGAAUAACCUUAAAGGGCGAAGCUUAUAUAAAAUACAAUUUAUUACAAAGUAUCAAUAUCAUGGGAUUCAAAAAAGUGAAAAUCCCAAUUUAAUACAAAUAUCAUAUAAACAAAUUUGCACUGUGAUAACACAAAUAACAAAGACAAGUUCAAAAACAUGUUGCAGUCCGACACAAUUGAAGAAAAGACGGUUAUUAUUUCAAUGUCCAUCCGGUGUUCCUGAAUCACGCCACCUCCACUCGCUUCCUCCAUACUGCGUGCAUACAAAGUCUUUUAGUAUCAUGAUGCUUUGGGCACAUCAAACAUGCAGAGACUUUUAUAUUUCUGCAGCAGCUGGUUCUUCGUGCGGACCUGUUCCCGCAGCGUGGCCAGCUGCUGCUGCUGCUCCA
This is a messenger RNA of Oreochromis niloticus (Nile tilapia), 1902 nucleotides long. Its product is annotated as dexamethasone-induced Ras-related protein 1. Gene Ontology annotation, molecular function: G-protein beta-subunit binding; GTPase activity; GTP binding. Gene Ontology annotation, biological process: signal transduction. Bases 110 to 904 code for a protein of 264 amino acids. The transcript has 2 exons. NCBI's taxonomy places the organism in Eukaryota, Metazoa, Chordata, Actinopteri, Cichliformes, Cichlidae. The record is from RefSeq and is a predicted model, not a curated record.